Messenger RNA from Colletotrichum lupini, 3015 nucleotides. RefSeq lists its product as uncharacterized. The coding region runs from base 1 to 3015 and encodes 1004 amino acids. Lineage: Eukaryota; Fungi; Ascomycota; Sordariomycetes; Glomerellales; Glomerellaceae. The transcript is spliced from 2 exons. The record is from RefSeq and is a predicted model, not a curated record.
AUGGAUCCCAUUGGGGCUCUAGGUUUGGCUAGCAACGUUGUGCAAUUUGUUGACUUCGCCUGGGGGAUACUCAAAUCGACCGUCGAGAUUCAUCGGUCUGCUUCCGGCUCCACUGCAGCUGUUUCGGACCUGGAGACCCUUUACGGGGAGCUGAAGAGAUACUUAGAUCAGCUUACAGCGGGCUGCAAUGAUGCCAACUAUUUUCUCAAUUUCCAUGCGCCCAGAUCCGGCCAGGGAAACCUCACACUACGCACAAUGCUUACUCUGAGCCAGAGUGAUUGCGAGAAGCUGCUGGAAGUGGUCAAAAGCCUUAAGUCACCGGUGAUGCCCCAAAGUUCUUGGCGAAGUUUCCGGGCUGCUCUUAGACACUUCUUGGCAAAAAACGAAAUUGAAUACAUGGAAGAUAGAUUGAGAAAGACUCAGAUGGGUAUGACGCUUCAGAUCAUUACAAUCGCAAGCCAAGCACAAGACCUUCGCACACGAGAAAUCAAGGAGCUGCAGGAGGAAAGUCGCAAACUACAGUUGAACCAAGCCGCAAAAUUCGAUUCGUACGCGCUCGAAAUGAGGACGUUCGCAGCCAGCGUCAUCCAAUUCCAGGAUCGGAAUAGGCAGGAUCCACCGCCCAGCAAGGAGAUUGAUUGUCUAGGAGAGAGGCUUGAGGCAAUGUCACUGUCUCAUGCUUCCAUAAGGAAAGAGCAGGAUAUCCUCAAAAGUCUUUGCUUUGAUGCUCAGCUGACCCGACAUGAGAAUAUCCUAGCGGUGUACCAAAAAACGUUCGAAUGGGUCUACCAGCCACAAGGUGAUGAUCAGAGCACCGUGAGUAAUUUUGCGCAAUGGCUCAAAAGCGACGAACAGUUCUUUUGGCUAUCGGGAAAGCCCGGGUCGGGGAAGUCCACAUUCAUGAAAUUUGUGUCAGGCGAAGUCAGAACUCGAGACCUUCUUUUGGAAUGGGCGAAAACGAGCCGAGUUAUCAUCGCCAGUCAUUACUUCUGGAGUGCAGGCACCGAUAUGCAGAAGUCCGAGUACGGUCUUUUGCGGACUCUUCUCUACGACAUAUUUCGACAAUGCUCCGAUCUGAUACUUCCCAUGUGCAGCAACAAAUAUGCUGGCUCUGGCGGAGUAAGCGAGAUUGGUAACUUGUCAUGGACCUUGAACAGCCUCCGUGACACGCUUCGCAAAGUUGCGGCUCACGACGAAGAAUUCCGUGUAUGCCUGUUCGUUGACGGCUUAGAUGAAUACGACGGGGAUCAUGCAGAGAUGUGUGAAGUCUUGAAAAGUUUUGUUGAGACCUCGCGAAUCAAGAUGUGUGUUUCUAGCCGACCUUGGAACGACUUUGAGGCAGCAUUCGGGCGGCAGAAGAACAAGCUAUACAUUCAGGACUUGACUCGAAAUGACAUCCUUGAGUAUAUCCGAGGCAAUCUUCAGCGACACGAAAGAUGGGAAUUUUUGGAAGGAGCAGAAUCACAGGGAGAGGAACUAAUACAGGAGAUCGAGCAAAGGGCGUCGGGUGUGUUUCUUUGGGUUUACCUCGUCGUCAAGCAACUUCGAAAGGGCCUCACAAACCAUGACAGUCUUUACUUCCUCAGAGAAAGUUUGAGAAGAGUUCCAGUUGAGCUUGACAAAUUUUUCACUCAGAUUCUGAAUUCAGUCGACGUUGAAUACCACGAAAGAAUGGCGACAACACUGCAGAUUGCGGUUGCGGCGAACGAACCUCUGCAUGCCAUGGCUUAUGACUUCCAUGACAAUGGAUACGAAGACAAGGAUUACUUUCUGAAACUUCCCAUUCAACCAUACGCGGCAUCCAAGAUGGAAUCUCUUCGUAUCGAUACCGAGAAGCGACUGGAUAGUCGCUCACGUGGACUUUUAGAGAUCAACCGAAGAUCCGGUACGGUGACAUUUCUCCACCGGACAGUGAUGGACUUUCUGAGAACGGCCAAAAUGACAGUCUUUCUUGCGGAGCGUGCACCGGAAGACUUCAAUAUUCAACUCUGUCUUCUCAAGAUCUAUGCUUCCAUGACCAAGGCCCAAGUCUUUGGGCAGGUAUCCCGAAAGGAAUUCGGCGUCUAUCGGCAGUGCGACUUGCAAUCACUCGUAAAAAGAUGUCUUGAUUGUGAGGCUGUGCUCUGCGAAUCUCUAGCAGCCGGAGCUGAGACACACAAGAUUCUCGACGAGCUCGACCGAGCGUUGUUAUUGAUGUUCUCAACCGGCCAAGCAACUCUAGAUCCCGAAACGCCCCCCACGGCAUUUUUGAGGGAACAAAUCAUUGCCGAUCAACAUAUCAAAUACAUGUCUUGGAAGCUCGCAGAAGAUCCGAACUAUCUCUCGAACUUCGAUCCAUCGCUCCUCCUCCGAGUGCUGACCCCCAAAGAUAGUCACCAGGAGACUCGGCUAGACAAGCAAUGGAGGCGUAAAGGUCCUGAAAUGGUGAAUCUCAUCCUCAAGACACAGGAUCUGCUACUCAACAAGUGCCAAUGGAAUGUUGAUCCGAGGAAGAACUGGACAGCUUGGACAGCUCUUGUCCAACAUGCCACAGCAUGGAACCGAGAAGAGAAUUUGGCCACGCAAAACCACUUCUGGGAAUUGAUGGAGCAAGAUGUGUUCUACUUGUUCCUAAAUCGAGGUGCCGAUGCGAACGCCAUAAUCUGGGUGAACGUGAGGGAGGGUUGGCCCGUAUUUGGGGCCUUUCUCAACUUGGCCUUCGAAGUCUCCACCGACAUCCACCAGGAGAGCUUGUACAUUCGGACCCUGAAGAAGUUCAGUCGAAUCAAUGGAAUCUUAGACGAGUCACAGAUUCGUUCCACUAAUAUCUCUAUACAAGAAAGGUUGGGCAACCAUACUAGGAUACGAUCGACUCGGGACAUUUUUCUUGGGCGUCUGGUGUCUAUGCCCGACACAGACCUGGAAGAUUGCAACUUGAAGUUACUGGCGAAAGCGGUGGACAUUCUUGGGUUCCGUAAUCAGAUCAAUGAGCGCGUAAGGGCCUUGAUACCAAGGCCAGACAUUUUAAGAGCGUAG